Molecule: messenger RNA, 2841 nt
Organism: Anopheles aquasalis
Lineage: Eukaryota; Metazoa; Arthropoda; Insecta; Diptera; Culicidae
Product: probable ATP-dependent DNA helicase HFM1
Molecular function (GO): nucleic acid binding; ATP binding
Source: RefSeq, a predicted model, not a curated record
AUGGAACAUACGGUGCAUCGUAGCAACAGUGCCGGUUUCUCGGUAACCGAUUUACCACCAACGGUACGAGCAGCAUUCGCGAACCUUCGAUCUUUUAACAAAAUCCAGCAAACCGUUGCUCCGACGAUCCUGCAAACGGACGAUUCGCUGGUGGUGAACGCACCAACAGGAUCCGGCAAAACGGUCAUCCUUGAGUUGGCAAUCGCCAAGCUAGCGAUGCAAUCUGGUGGCCAACGUGCCACCUUCCGUAUCAUCUACCUGGCCCCAACGCGAUCACUGUGCGCCGAGAAGUACACCGAUUGGAAGGGCCGCCUAGCACCGCUCGGUAUCGAGUGCAUCCAGUACGACGGUGAUAACGUAGUGGAGGACAUACGCAAACUCAGCAACUAUCAGCUCAUCCUUAGCACGCCGGAGAAAUGGGAAGUGUUUACGCGGCACUGGGCCGACCGGAAUGCAGCAACGGUGCUGCGUCCCAUCAAGCUGUUCCUGAUCGACGAAGUGCAGGUGAUCGAGGAUAGUGAACGUGGCGCUAAUCUGGAGCUGGUAGUAGCCCGCAUGAAGUACAUUGACGCACGUUUGCACGGCCAGACGGACGGGACGGGGCCCACCUUGGGUGAGCCAGCAUCAUCCGUUACCUCGAUUCGUUUCAUUGCCGUAUCCGCUUGCAUUCCAAAUGUCGAUGAUUUUGCCCGGUGGCUGCAGAACGAUCGUAAGGUGGUGCCUUUCAGCUUUGCCGAGACGGAUCGCCAGACAACGCUCGAACGGCACGUACUCGGCUAUCCGUUCCACUCGAGUCCGUUCAAGUUCGAGCUGAACCUCAAUUACAAGCUGGUGGACAUUAUCGCCCAGUAUUCGUGCUCCAAACCGACGCUCAUAUUCUGUUCCUCGCGCAAGAGUGCCGAAACGACGGCCAGCUACCUAGCACGCACUCCAGGCCAGUCGCUGACAUUACCAUCGGCCGCGGUUCUACGGGAGAUUGGCUCCGGGCUGGUGGGUAAACAGUUGCAGGAACUCAUCGGCAAAGGGGUGGCCUACCACCAUGCCGGACUGUUGGCAAGUGAUCGAAUCCGGAUCGAGAGCAGCUUCCGCGAGGGACACAUCGGAGUGCUCUGCUGUACGAGUACGCUCUGUAUGGGUGUGAACCUGCCGGCCUAUCUCGUCAUCAUCAAGGCCACCUUCAAUCAUAUGGGCAAGGAUUACGCGAACAACUACCUGCUCCAGAUGAUGGGCCGUGCGGGACGCUCCCAGUACAACGAGCACGGUGUCGCCGUUGUCAUGACAACGGAAGCCAACGUUGAACGCUACCGGAAGCUGGUGAGCGAUACGCUGCCGAUCGAGUCUCAGCUGCACCAGAAGCUACCGGAACUGCUCAACUCCGAGAUAGCGCACGGGAUCAUCUACGAUCGGGCGGCCGUCCGGGAGUGGAUCCGUUCGACGUUCUUCUACGUCCGGGCCCAGACUAACCCGGGCCACUAUCAACUAUCGGCCGGUCCGGUUUACGAUAUGAACGAUCAGAUCGAACGGCUGUGCGAAACCACCCUGGAGUCACUGCAGACCAGUGGAUUGAUCGUAGCGAAUCGUUCGGCCAUCCUGCAACCAGCCCCAUCCGGCCGGUUGAUGGCGCGCAAUCAUCUUUCCUUCAAAACCAUGCAACUGCUGCUGGCCGAGAUGGUGGGCGAUGAGACGGUGGCGAAGAUGCUGUCGCUGAUUGCCCGGGCCGACGAGUUCAGUGCGUUCAAGUGUCGGAACAACGAGAAGCGGCUCCUGAAUGCACUCAACACGCCGACCGGAUCGACGACCGGCGGUGCGGAGUGUGCUGGCGUUCGGUUCCGGUGGCCGGGACGCAUCAGCACAACCGAUGCCAAGGUGUACUGUCUGAUACAGGCCGUGUUCGGCUGUUUACCCAUCCACGACCACAGUCUGCACCAGGAAGCGGCCAAGAUGAUCACUCUCGGAGCGCGCAUCUGCCGGUGUAUCAUCGGAUUGCUGAACGCAAAUCGGAACCGCUUCCACGGUGACCGUGCUGCCGGAAGUUUCCGUGCCCUCGCCAGUGCCUGCACGUUGGCACAAUGUUUCGAGGUGAAACUGUGGGAAAACAGUCCGCUCGUCUCGCGCCAGCUACGUGGAAUAGGACCCCGGUUGGCGCAGCAUCUUGCCGAUCGAGGAAAGUGCACGUUCCGUGCCAUUCGAAGCUCGGACCCGCGAGAACUGGAGUGCAUCGUUAAGAAGCAACCACCGUUCGGGAAUGAGCUGAUCGGAUUGGCCAGCGAAUUGCCCGAGUUCGCCAUCGAGCUGACGAAAACGAUGUUGGAAGGGGAGCAGCAGCCACGGAAUGAGAUCGUCUGCACGGUACAGCAGCGGAACGGUCAAUAUCUGGCCAGGGGAACUCCUCCAAUUGAGUUCAGUCUUCUUGUUGGAGAUUCAAGCAACCAGCUGUUACUGUAUGAAGCGGGAUUGUCCACCGAUAGGAUACCAGCGGUGGGAGGAAAAUGUUGGACAAUUCAGCUUCCGGAUGCCACAGUGGAAUCGAUCCAGGCUCAUCUCAUCUGUUGCGAGUGGGCUGGACUGGAUGGUCAUCAUACGUUGGCGUUGGUUGGCGAUCGUGAGAUCAUCGCAACGAAGCAAACCACCAUUACCAGCUUCUUCCCGAGUGAAACGGCCAAUGACACGCUGCAUUCCAUGAAGGAUAUGAGCUUCCAGGGACCGCCUGUUAUCGAUACGCUACAUUCCAUGAAGGACAUGAACUUCCCGGAACCGGCUGCUCUCGAUACCUCGCGCUGGAACAGCACAUCCGUGAUGGAGCGCUCCUAUCUGUUGGCCACUUCGAAUGGCACCUACUAG